AUGACCUGGAAAGAAAACUGCAUUGCCAUCGAAACUGACAAUGCACCAGUAAUACUCGUCACAAAUGAAGACGAGGAGUUCCAUAUGCAAGAUGAUUAUACAAAAUUAUCUAGACACUACAUAGCACCUGUGUCACAACGCCUCCUUAAAAACAUUCGUACACGAAUCAUCAUGGACCAGCGCACUUGGGAGAUCCUGGUGGAAAUCCUGCUGUAUUUCACAUUUGUUGUCAUAGUGUUCCUGGUGGUUUUGGGCCACAGUGAUGUGAAGGAGUCCUACAGUGUUACCAAUGAUGUUGAGAAUAUCUACAUCCGUACAUUUGAACAUAACCAAACUAAAUAUUUUUAUAAAGUAACUGACUCACACACUAUGUGGGAAUAUUUGAAUGAUACGUUUUUGGACAAAGUCUUUUUUGGGCCGUCCACUCCAAUUCCAAAUGCACUAUCAUUUCUUGUGGGAAGGACAAGAUUGCGACAAAUAAGAAUACGUGAAGAACCUUGUAUCUACUUUUUGGAUUUGAAGUCAAGACUAAAUUCAUCAGAAGAGUGUUUUCCACCCUAUAGUUAUGGUGCUGAAGAAUCUCGUUCUUACACUGAACACUGGGAACAUGAAACAACUGACGAAGAGAUAACAAAGUGGACAUAUCAGUCUAGUCUAGACACCCUUCCAAUUAUGGGAAGGCUCGACAUCUAUCCUGGUGGGGGAUAUAUUCUUCAGUUACCAAGACAUCCUUAUAAGGCACGAGAGCUUAUAGAAAAAGUUAAAAAGACAAAAUGGAUUGAUGAACGGACGCGGGUGGUGUUUGUGGAAUUCACUCUUUUCAACCCAAAUGUCCAGCUGUUUACUGUAGUGGUGCUUAUGUUUGAAUACUCCAACACUGGUUUCGUGUUUCCCUACCAUCUGAUUUACACGGCUAACUUCUAUCACUACCAGAAUGAAUUUGAGACCUUUGUUGCCGUUGUCGAGGUCCUCUUUGUUAUAUAUCUGUUUAUUUUUACUUAUACUGAAUUAAAAAAAAGUCUUAAAAUGAAAUGUCUUGACUACUUCAAUGAGUCAUGGACAUUCGUUGAACUAACCAUUUUGUGUUUAGCGUACUCCACUAUUGCUCUGUUUAUUAAUCGGCUUCUUGUGUGUAAUAAUCUGAUGAACACUUUUGCAGACAAUAAUUUUGAGAAGUUUGUUAAUUUUCACACUGCUGCAUUUUAUGAUUCCUUACUAAGAUACGUUAUGUCAGCUUUAGUCCUGUUGGUAAUUCUCAAGUUCUUCAAACUGCUUCGUUUCAAUGUCCGAUUAUCCAUGCUUGCAAAAACACUUCAUUCCGCAAGAGGAAGACUGAUCGCAUAUUCGUUUUCUUUGUUUGGAUUUACCAUGGCAUUUGCUAUAUUUGCUGUUCUGGUCUUUGGCACUACACUUGAAGGAUACAGAAAUAUUCCAAGGACGGUUAUAACCAUGUUCCUUUUUAUGAUGGGAAAGUCUGAUUACUAUGGUCUUUAUGAAGGCAAUGCUGUUCUUGGUCCGUUGUUUUUCUUUGUCUUUUCAUUGACAUUUCAGUUUCUGUUUGUGCAGUAUUUUAUUACUCUUCUUAUGGAUUCAUUUCAUACUACCAGGAUUCACUUAGCCUCGGUAAAAACUGAGGUUCACAUGGUUCAGUACAUUCUUAGGAAAUUCCGUUUGAUAACGAUGGUUGAUUCACAAAAAAAGAAGGAAAAACGUAAAAUUGUUGAAGAUUUCUAAAAUCUGUUUGUUAAUUGUUCCAAAGUAUUUUGUUACAGGCAAAAUGUUCCUUUUUAUGAUGGGCAAGUCUGAUUACUAUGGUCUUUAUGAGGGCAAUGCUGUUCUUGGUUCAUUGUUUUUGUUUCUCUUUUCAUUGACAUUUCAGUCUCUGUGCAGUAUUUUAUUACUCUUCUCAUGGAUUCAUUUCAUAUUAUUAUGAUUCACAGAGCCUCGGUAAAAACUGAGGUUCACAUGGUUCAGUACAUUCUUAGGAAAUUCUGUUUAAUAACGAUGCAUGAUAACGAUGGUUGAUUCACAAAAAAAGAAGGAAAAACGUAAAAUUGUUGAAGAUUUCUAAAAUCUGUUUGUUAAUUGUUCCAAAGUAUUUUGUUACAGGCAAAAUGUUCCUUUUUAUGAUGGGCAAGUCUGAUUACUAUGGUCUUUAUGAGGGCAAUGCUGUUCUUGGUUCAUUGUUUUUGUUUCUCUUUUCAUUGACAUUUCAGUCUCUGUGCAGUAUUUUAUUACUCUUCUCAUGGAUUCAUUUCAUAUUAUUAUGAUUCACAGAGCCUCGGUAAAAACUGAGGUUCACAUGGUUCAGUACAUUCUUAGGAAAUUCUGUUUAAUAACGAUGCAUGAUUCACAAAAAAAGAAGGAAAAACGUAAAAUUGUUGAAGAUUUCUAAAAUCUGUUUGUUAAUUGUUCCGAAUUAUUUUGUUACAGGCAAAAUGUUCCUUUUUAUGAUGGGCAAGUCCGAUUACUAUGGUCUUUAUGAAGGCAAUGCUGUUCUUGGUUCAUUGUUUUUGUUUCUCUUUUCAUUGAUAUUUCAGUUUCUGUUUGUGCAGUAUUUUAUUACUCUUCUCAUGGAUUCAUUUCAUACUACCAGGAUUCACUUAGCCUCGGUAAAAACUGAGGUUCACAUGGUUCAGUACAUUCUUAGGAAAUUCCGUUUGAUAACGAUGGUUGAUUCACAAAAAAAGAAGGAAAAAUGUAAAAUUGUUGAAGAUUUCUAAAAUCUGUUUGUUAAUUGUUCCAAAGUAUUUUGUUACAGGCAAAAUGUUCCUUUUUAUGAUGGGCAAGUCUGAUUACUAUGGUCUUUAUGAGGGCAAUGCUGUUCUUGGUUCAUUGUUUUUGUUUCUCUUUUCAUUGACAUUUCAGUCUCUGUGCAGUAUUUUAUUACUCUUCUCAUGGAUUCAUUUCAUAUUAUUAUGAUUCACAGAGCCUCGGUAAAAACUGAGGUUCACAUGGUUCAGUACAUUCUUAGGAAAUUCUGUUUAAUAAUGAUGCAUGAUAACGAUGGUUGAUUCACAAAAAAAGAAGGAAAAACGUAAAAUUGUUGAAGAUUUCUAAAAUCUGUUUGUUAAUUGUUCCGAAUUAUUUUGUUACAGGCAAAAUGUUCCUUUUUAUGAUGGGCAAGUCCGAUUACUAUGGUCUUUAUGAAGGCAAUGCUGUUCUUGGUUCAUUGUUUUUGUUUCUCUUUUCAUUGAUAUUUCAGUUUCUGUUUGUGCAGUAUUUUAUUACUCUUCUCAUGGAUUCAUUUCAUACUACCAGGAUUCACAGAGCCUCGGUAAAAACUGAGGUUCACAUGGUUCAGUACAUUCUUAGGAAAUUCCAUUUGAUAACGAUGCUUGAUGUACAAAAAAAAGCAGGAAAAUCGUAAAAUUGUUGAAGAUUUCUAAAUUCUGUUUGUUAAUUGUUCCAAAGUAUUUUGUUAUAGGCAAAAUGUUCCUUUUUAUGAUGGGCAAGUCUGAUUACUAUGGUCUUUAUGAGGGCAAUGUUGAUUCAUUGUUUUUCUUUUUCUUUUCAUUGAUAUUUCAGUUUCUGUUUGUGCAAUAUUUUAUUACUCUUCUCAUGGAUUCAUUUCAUACUACAAGGAUUCACAGAGCCUCGGUAAAAACUGAGGUUCACAUGGUUCAGUACAUUCUUAGAAAAUUCCGUUUGAUAACGAUGCUUGAUUCACACAAAAAGUAGGAUAAACGUAAAAUUGUUGAAGAUUUCUAAAAUCUGUUUGUUAAUUGUUCGAAAGUAUUUUGUUACAGGCAAAAUGUUCCUUUUUAUGAUGGGCAAGUCUGAUUACUAUGGUCUUUAUGAGGGCAAUGCUUUUCUUGUGUCAUUGUUUUUCUUUCUCUUUUCAUUGACAUUGCAGUUUCUGUUUGUGCAGUAUUUUAUUACUUUCCUCAUGGAUUAAUUCCAUGCUACAAUUAUUCGGUAAAAUCUGAGGUUCACAAAAAAAGCAGGAUAAACGUACAAUUGUUGAAGAUUUCUCAAAUCUGUUAAUUGUUCAAAAGUAUUUUGUUACAGGCAAAAUAUCCGAUUAUGAAGGCAAUGUUGUUCUUCGUCCGUUGUUUUUCUUUCUCUUUUCAUUGACAUUUCAGUUUCUGUUUGUGCAGUAUUUUAUUACUCUUCUCAUGGAUUAAUUUCAUAUUAUCAGGAUUCAGAUAGUCUUGGUAGAAACUGAAGUUCACAAAAAAGCAGGAAAACCCUAAAAAUUUUGAAGAUCUGUUUGUUAAUUUUUCCAAAGUAUUUUGUUACAAAGUGAAAAUAAAAUAUACUGAUUGGU
This is a messenger RNA of Gigantopelta aegis, 4270 nucleotides long. RefSeq names its product polycystin-2-like. Gene Ontology annotation, biological process: detection of mechanical stimulus. Gene Ontology annotation, cellular component: membrane. The record is from RefSeq and is a predicted model, not a curated record. Gene Ontology annotation, molecular function: calcium ion binding; calcium channel activity. Lineage: Eukaryota; Metazoa; Mollusca; Gastropoda; Neomphalida; Peltospiridae. The coding region runs from base 1 to 1734 and encodes 577 amino acids. The transcript has 4 exons.